Molecule: messenger RNA, 2502 nt
Organism: Lactuca saligna
Lineage: Eukaryota; Viridiplantae; Streptophyta; Magnoliopsida; Asterales; Asteraceae
Source: the annotation of a GenBank genome assembly
AUGAUUAGCAUAACCGAAAGUUUUUUAAUGAAGAAAGCAACUUUAAUUGUUGUUUUAUUUGUUUCAUUACACAUUCAGAAAACCUACACCGCUGAAAUUGCCAUGAUUUCAGAUUCAAGCUUCUUGACAGAAGCAGACACGUUGGUCUCACCCGCCGGAAUUUUUAAACUUGGGUUUUUCAGGCCAGGAAGCUCUGAGAACAAAUACGUUGGUAUUUCGUACAACAAAAUCUCUGUUGAAACAGUGGUUUGGGUUGCCAACAGAGACUUCCCAGUCAACGGUUCAUCAUCCGGCACACUGAGGAUCAUCUCUCCAGGAAAUCUCGUCCUCAUGAACGGGAACGACACAAAUGAUGUAAUCUGGUCAACCAAUACAACCUCAUCAGCUAACGUAACUGUACACCUUGAAGACAAUGGAAAUCUAGUUGUAAGAGAAACAAUAGAAGAGAAGAUUCUAUGGCAGAGUUUUGAUUAUCCAACAGAUACUCUUCUACCUGGCAUGAAAGUCGGGAGAAAUUUCUUAACGGGUAAGGAAUGGACACUAUCUUCAUGGAAGAGCAAUCAAGAUCCAGCUCCAGGUGAAUUCACAUGGAGCGCAGACACAAGCGGCUAUCCUCAGAUCAUACUAAAACAAGGCACAACAGUCAUCUUCCGAGGUGGACCAUGGAAUGAUGUUUGGUUUAGCGGGGAUUCUGCUUCCACUAGGAACAUCAUUACAGGAGAUAUGAUUAUUAAUGAAUCAGAGGCGUAUUACAGUUAUUCUCUUCUCAAUACUUCUGUUAUCUCGAGGCUUGUCUUGAAUUCAUCUGGCCAGCUAGAGCGUUGGGUGUGGGUUAAUGAUGUGAACAAAUGGCAGAUGUUCUUUCAGUUACAAAGAGAUUUCUGUGAUGGGUACAACAUCUGUUAUGGUUAUGGAACAUGCAGUGUUCUAACCUCACAAAGAUGUUCUUGUUUAGAUGCGAUAAGAUUCGUGCCCAGAAACGAGAAUGGAUGGGAGAUAACAGAUUGGUCGGGUGGUUGUGUGAGGCGAACACCAUUGGAUUGCAAAAAUGGAACCGAUGGCUUUAUCAGAGAAAAAUGCUUCGAUAAUUGUACCUGUAUGGCGUAUGCAAAUAUAGACAUUAGAGAGGGAGGAAGUGGGUGCUUGCUUUGGUUCGGUGAGCUUUUGGACAUGAGAGAGAUACCUGAUGGCAAUGGUGGUCAGGAUAUCUUUGUAAGAAUGGCUUCCUCAGAAAUAGAAAUAGUUACUACAGCUCAACCCGUUUCAGAGAAUAAGGAGAGAGCAAACCUCAAAGUCAUCUUACCAGUAGUUUUGCUUGGGGUUCUUCUGAUAGGAUUGGGCUCUACAUGGUUCCUUUUUGCAUGUAGAAAAAGGGGUGAUCCACAAUCAAUGAGGCAAGGCGAAUUCUUGCAUGUUGGUGAAAGUCAGAGAGAUUCCAUGGAGCUACCAUUAUUUAGCUUUUCUACAAUAGCUAAAGCUACUGCUAGUUUUUCUUUAGACAAUAAAAUUGGAGAAGGUGGAUUUGGAUCGGUUUAUAAGGGUAUGCUAGAAGAAGGACUCCAGAUUGCAGUUAAACGUUUAUCUAAGACUUCGAACCAAGGGCUUGUUGAGUUCAAGAAUGAAGUCAUUUACAUUUCAAAACUUCAACACCGAAAUCUUGUUAAACUCCUCGGAUGCAGCAUACAGGGAGACGAAAAUUUGUUGAUCUAUGAGUACAUGCCAAACAGAAGCUUAGACUCGUAUAUAUUUGAUAAGACACGAAGCAUGCUACUUGAUUGGACAAAGCGUAUGAACAUUAUCAAAGGAAUUGCUAGAGGGCUUCUUUAUCUCCAUCAAGAUUCACGCUUAAGGAUCAUCCAUAGAGAUCUUAAAGCUAGCAAUGUUCUACUUGAUCUGGACAUGAACCCUAAGAUAUCAGACUUUGGCAUGGCUAGGAGCAUUGGAGGAGGCGAGACUCAACCAAACACGGAGAGAGUUGUUGGCACAUAUGGUUACAUGUCGCCUGAGGCACUAAAAGGAGUUUUCUCAAUAAAAUCAGAUGUAUUUAGCUUUGGUGUCUUAGUGCUGGAGAUUGUGAGUGGGGAGAGAAAUCGGGGAUUCAUGCAUCCUGACCAUGACAAUAACCUCAUUGGACAUGCAUGGAGAACACAUAAUGAAGGCAGGUCAAUGGAACUCAUUGAUACAACUUUAGGCCAAUCAAGCAAUUCAUCAGAAGUUAUAAGAUCAAUUAUAGUUGGGUUGUUAUGUGUUCAACAAAAUCCAGAAGACAGGCCAAACAUGUCAUCGGUUAUUCUAAUGUUGGGAAACGAGGGUGCAUUGCUGAGACCUAAGCAACCAGCAUUUUUCUUAAAAACGAACACACUUGGUGCUGAUUUCUCUUCAAGCACUUGCCCAACAAGUUCAACCAAUGGUUUAACUGUUACAGAUGUAGUUGCUCGAUAGAAAGAACAUGCAUAGUUUCAACCUUCAGUUUUUUUUUUUUUUCUUUUUUUCUUUUUUCUU